AUGGAAUUCCUUCAGAAGUGUUUCUUCAAGGCUACCAAUUGGAAUGAGGAUAACAUCUUUAACAACAUAACAGCCACAUCACAAGCGCUUCUUGACUUCCAGAUACCUAAUGGAGCUAAGCUAGAAGUACUGUCAAGGGCAACAGACCAUCUGGCUCUGUCGUUAACGCUACUGAACUACCAAACAAUAAAUGGCUCUUUGGCCUACCUAUAUACAUCUGUCCCGUUACGCAAUGCUACAGGAACGAAAGACAUCUCGCUUCAAGACGCGAUAGCCGGAUUUCGUAUCAUUGAACCAUACUCCAUAGGCUCGGAGAGAAACAAAGACCCAAGAAAUGACAAGGCAUCUUUACUAUAUGGCAGAAUGUACUUUCCCGGGUCUGUUCUCGAGGCAAUGAUGAUCAAAAAGAUAUCGGCACAGACUCAGCUUCUAGUGAAAUGUAUCAACAACCCGCAUCUAAAACGAAAUGGCACCAUGAUUAUGUACCUCCAACGCAAUGCUGCCAGGUUUUCUCAAGAGUACAUCUACUCCACCAAUGAGGCACUUUUUGGUUUCCGUUGUCUCUACAACUUUGGCAAUAGUCGCCCUGCAACUCCUCCGUUGAUACCAAAGUUCGAUAACUCGGUUGUCUCUGUAGGGGCAGAAUUCUGGUAUGCUGCAAUGUCAAUGAGCCCAGGGCUCUCUACGGCUUUCAGAUACUCUACCAGAUCAACUUCCACAGGGAAACCACUCACAAUGACGCUCUCGUGCAACCCAAUCUUGGGUCAUAUCUCUUCGACAUACAACGUCAAGACAUCAGUUGCAUCCACAGUGUGCUCAAAGUACGACUUUAAUUGGUAUUCAUACGCCAGCAACCUUUCUAUCGGCUUUGAGCUUUACAACUUUUCCAAGCCAAGCAUCAAAUCCAACCAUCAUAGACGUUCCGACCCCAUAAUUCACCACGAGAACCUCGCGCCUCCUUUGAACCUGAGCUCAAAUCUCCAUGAAGCUAAUUCCUUCCAGGUCAGUCCUUAUGAUCGUUUUGAAGGACACCGAAUGGUAAACCCCAUGCCUGGACUGCCUUACGGUGAUACAGCCUCCAAUGGUAUCAGUAGGCUUCGAAGUGAGCAAGAGAUACAAAACCAGACAGUAAUGACAGCUUUCCAGAGCCUCGUCAGUGAAAGUAACUUUUCCUCGGUCCUUAAAGCAUCUACAAGUUUAAGCGACCGCAUGCUAAAAUUACUCUGGGUCGGUCGCUACAAAGAGUUCUUGGUGAGCACAGGUGUGAAGAUCAGAGCCAGCCCAACAAAGAACAUACCCGAAAUUAGCAAAUUUGGUAUUUGCUUCUCCUAUGCAUCGUAA
Molecule: messenger RNA, 1341 nt
Organism: Candidozyma haemuli
Lineage: Eukaryota; Fungi; Ascomycota; Pichiomycetes; Serinales; Metschnikowiaceae
Gene: MDM10
Product: Mdm10p
Exons: 1
Coding region: 1-1341 (446 amino acids)
Biological process (GO): protein insertion into mitochondrial outer membrane; mitochondrial outer membrane translocase complex assembly; establishment of mitochondrion localization
Cellular component (GO): SAM complex; ERMES complex
Source: RefSeq, a predicted model, not a curated record